AUGUACCUAAAACUUGACUUAUUCUUCGUUCUGGUUACUGCCAUCGAAGUAUUUUUAUCAUUCAGUGUCGAUACUUCUGGAUCAAGUUUCACUUUUAAACUUCCCAAUAAAUUAUAUUAUUUCCAUCUUGGUAUAACAAUAAUGAUAUUAAUCUUGGAAAUUUUAGCAUACCGUUCUCUGACAUGGGUUUGGACUUUAUUUGUGCUCAUGAAUUUCGACCAAGGUUUAGAUAAAUAUCUCAAUAAAACGAAAGAUAAUGAAAAUAUAGAUCUAGAAGGAGUAACACAAACCAGACCUAAAAGAUUCACCAUCGAGGAUUAA
Molecule: messenger RNA, 321 nt
Organism: Diversispora eburnea
Lineage: Eukaryota; Fungi; Glomeromycota; Glomeromycetes; Diversisporales; Diversisporaceae
Source: the annotation of a GenBank genome assembly